AGCAGUUGCUUCUUCUACAUUUCUUAUAUAUAUUUUUUUAUAUAUAUACAACCAAACUUUUCUGUAACCAGACAAUUUUUCUCUCUUUCUCUCUUGCACAUAUGCACAAACGCCUGCAGAGAGGCCAUAAGAGAACUUGAAUAUUUCUUGGUGAUUUCUUCUGCAUUUGGUUCUUUUGAAUAUUUCUUGGUGAUUUCUUGGAGGGUCUUGAUUCAAGAAGAAGCUUUACUGCCAUGUCUGAUACCAGUAAAGCACGCUCUCUUGAAGAAACGCCUACAUGGGCUGUUGCUGUGGUGUGCUUUGUGAUGAUUGUUAUUUCAAUCUUGAUUGAGCAUGUGAUUCAUAUGAUAGAAAAGUGGUUUAAGAAGAUACAUAAGCCAGCUCUUGUGGAAGCUCUUGAAAAGAUUAAAGCAGAGCUGAUGCUUAUGGGAUUUAUAUCCUUGCUUCUAACUGCUCUACAAGAUCCCAUCUCUGAAAUUUGCAUUUCACAGAGUGUUGCAUCCACCUGGCAUCCUUGCAAGAGUCAGAAAGAAAGCAAGACAGAAACAGAUUCUACUGAUAAUCGUCGAAGACUUCUUCAGUUCUUAGAUGCUGGAGGAAGCACUAGACGUUAUUUAGCAGGCAAAUCUGAAGAUAAAUGUGCAGAAAAUGGUAAAGUUGCCUUUGUAUCAGCAUAUGGAAUUGAUCAGCUCCAUUAUUUCAUCUUUGUGCUAGCAGUUGUCCAUGUGCUUUACUGCAUAAUUACAUAUAUUUUGGGUAGAACAAAGAUGAGAAAGUGGAAGGCAUGGGAGAGAGAGACAAAGACACUUGAGUACCAAUACCAUAAUGAUCCAGAGAGGUUCAGGUUUGCAAGGGAUACAUCAUUUGGACGAAGACAUCUGAAUCUAUGGAGUCGAUCAACAGUUUUCGUUUGGAUCGUUUGUUUCUUUAGACAAUUCUUUGGAUCAGUCACCAAAAUUGAUUACCUGACAUUGAGACAUGGAUUUAUCAUGGCACAUUUGGCCCCUGGAAGUGAAACAAGAUUUGAUUUCCAGAAAUACAUCAACAGAUCACUUGAAGAUGACUUUAAAGUUGUAGUGGGAAUCAGUCCAGUUAUUUGGUUUAUUGCCUGUUUGUUGCUGCUGACCAGCACACAUGGUUGGUAUGCUUAUCUAUGGUUACCUUUCAUCCCACUAAUUAUAAUUUUGGUGGUUGGGGCUAAGCUGCAAGUGAUCAUAACUCAACUGGGGCUAAGGAUUCAAGAGAGAGGAGAUGUAGUUAAGGGUGCUCCUGUGGUUCAACCAGGAGAUGACCUCUUCUGGUUCGGACGUCCACGCUUUAUUCUCUUCCUUAUUCACUUGGUUCUCUUUCAGAAUGCAUUUCAGCUGGCUUUCUUCGCGUGGAGCGUGUGGAAAAUUGGAACUGACUCUUGUUACCAUGAUCGCACUGAGGAUAUUGUAAUCAAAAUCACAAUGGGGGUCAUCAUACAGUUCCUUUGCAGUUAUGUGACACUGCCUCUAUAUGCUCUAGUGACACAGAUGGGUUCUAGCAUGAGAUCAACAGUCUUUAAUGACAGAGUAGCAGCAGCACUGAAGAACUGGCACCAGGCAGCCAAAAAACAUGCUAAACACAGCAAACAUUCAGCGUCUCAAACACCAAUGUCAAGCAGACCAGCAACUCCAACACACGGCAUGUCGCCUAUCCAUCUCUUGCAUAACUACCGUAGCAGCACUGCUCCUAACAGCUUACAGGCUUCUCCAAGAAACCAUAACUAUAAUGUAGACAAUUGGGACCCUGAAGCACUAAGUUCUGUACACAAUCAGGAGGCUGAUGAGCUUGAACACAUUGAAAGUCCUGAUAUUAGGGAUCAUGAUAUAGAAGUUGAAGAGCAAAACUCAAACUCAAUAAUGCAAUUGCCUCCAGCACCAGGUUCCAUCCGUACACAACAUGAACUUGGUGUCAGCUUAAGAGAGUUCACGUUCAGGAAAUGAUAAAGCAAAGAAUGCAUCUUGUACAUUAGAACACAAGAAACUGAGACUGCAGAGCCUGCCUGCUCACUGCUCAGCAAUGAAGGCCAGGAUGGUUUUUAUUAUUUUCAAAUGGGAUAUUUUCUCAAGUAGAGUGAUGCUGAUGCCUGCAUUUUUUUUUCCUGUUUUUUUAGACAAUAUGUUGUAUUUAUUUUACUUGUAAAGUACUUUUAAAGUACUCCUUUUUUUGUUUUUAAAUAUUUUUUCAAGAAUUAGGAAGUUC
Molecule: messenger RNA, 2229 nt
Organism: Manihot esculenta (cassava)
Lineage: Eukaryota; Viridiplantae; Streptophyta; Magnoliopsida; Malpighiales; Euphorbiaceae
Product: MLO-like protein 12
Exons: 15
Coding region: 234-1970 (578 amino acids)
Biological process (GO): defense response
Cellular component (GO): membrane
Source: RefSeq, a predicted model, not a curated record